Pseudocercospora fijiensis CIRAD86 is the source of this 1812-nucleotide messenger RNA. RefSeq lists its product as uncharacterized. NCBI's taxonomy places the organism in Eukaryota, Fungi, Ascomycota, Dothideomycetes, Mycosphaerellales, Mycosphaerellaceae. The transcript has 2 exons. Bases 1 to 1812 code for a protein of 603 amino acids. The record is from RefSeq and is a predicted model, not a curated record.
AUGGCGGACGAAGAUGCCAAUGACCAUCCUGAGACCUCCGCUUCUACACCGAAUUCGUUAUCCGCGCCGCAAAGUGCAAACAAGGCAGCCAAAGAUCGCAAUUGUCCAUUCUGCGGCCAGGCUUUUACAUCAUCCAGUCUUGGGCGGCAUCUCGAUCUAUACAUAAAGCCGAAGAAUCCUAAGCCCCCAGAUGGCAUUCACGAUGUAGAAGAGAUCAAGAAACUGCGCGGUGGCAUCACCCGACGGCAGCCACGGACAGGUGCAAAAGCUGGCAACGUAAGCGGCAAUGGAGGGCCUUCCAGGCAAGAGAGCCACGGCCACGGCCACGGCACAUCAAACAGCGCUCCUAGCAGACCGUCAGGCACAGUCCUCCAGGACGACAGCCCUGUCAAUUCCCCUGUGAACGUGAAAGAUACCAAUGAUGCGCAUAAGUUCAUCAACAGAGCAAACUGGCAGGCGACCGGUGUAAUUAACAACCUACCGCCGCGUGCUUCGUCGCGUAGUUCCGGGGAACUUCAUCCCGGACAGGCACAGCGAGUGCAUCAAAUGCGCCGCGAUAACACAGGAAGCAGGAUUGAAAGGCCGCAAUACGAGGGCGAAAGCAUGUGGAAGCUCCAAGAGUCUGCGGAGCUGGGUCGAGCUGCAGAAAUGGCGCUGAGGGAGAUCCUUGGGAGCGUCGAGGCGGCUAGCAAGAAGCUGGAACCCAAGCUUCUGUUUGACGAGUUCGACUUCUAUUCUCUCUCUUUCCCAGGACUGUGCUUGGCCAUCUUGCCAGCACCGACAACAUUGUUUAGUCCAACCCCAUUUCCGUCCGCCGAGUCAUGGACACUUACACCGCCCGGUAAGCGACAGUGGGAGACAAUGGUUCGCUUCUUGAAUGAGCGCUCUGUUCUGCGCCGCAAAACAGAAAAUAUACCAGACUCUGUUCUGUUCAGGCACCACACGCACCUUUGCGGAGCUUGGGAGCAUUGGGAAGCUAUGUCCGAAAGUGAUCGAGCAUCAGCCUGGCAAUUAGAAAUCCUCCGGUCGUAUACCCGAGCGCAGGAACGGAACAGGAGUUACAAAACCGAGGCAGAGCAGGCUCAGCAACGUAUUCGACACCUCGAAGCUGAAUACGACCGACUUUCUCGUUGUCAGCUACCCCGGGAAUUCCUCACGCAUCCGCCAAACACAGUGCCAAUACCAUCUCCUGUGAUGCGCGAGCUCAGGACCUCAAAAUUGCAGUCUGGAGCAGAUGAGGUCAAUUAUGAUGCCAGUGCUCUAAUUGCCAAAUGGCGCUCUCAAAUCAAGAAUACGAUGCGUCCGGCUCGUGUCACACAAAAUGUUGCCCCCCAACAACCCAAGCCCACACAGCGAGAGCCAUAUCAAAACAGUCUCGGGGACGACAUGGUUAUGCAUGGCAGCAUUUGGAACGUCCGCGGCCCUCUGACAUGUCAUGAAGCGUCAGAUCCCGACUCAAUGCACGAGGGUCAGCAAGUCUUGUAUGAAACACCACCGCAGCCUGGCAUGGUUGCAGGUGCCGAAGAAGAUGAGUAUGUGCCGUCUAUCUCGGACGCUGAUGCCACUGGCGAAGCGGAAGACGAUGGAUACGGACGAGCUCUGACGAAAAGUCGCAGGCUGGAUGGACAGAGUCCUUUGUGGCCUGCGAGCAGCACAUUAAAUGCCAACGGCAAACGGCCUUUGGCCUCUCAGAGCACCAUUACCGGUCGAAGCGUGCCCAGGAUCCUCAAAGAGCAGUUCAGUGAAUCUAGUGGAAGCAUGACGAGGAAUGGACUCGAAAAUUUGCAACGACCACUAGCGGCGCAGGUAUAG